Molecule: messenger RNA, 1035 nt
Organism: Caenorhabditis bovis
Lineage: Eukaryota; Metazoa; Nematoda; Chromadorea; Rhabditida; Rhabditidae
Source: the annotation of a GenBank genome assembly
AUGGGCGAGUGUAAUGGCGUCGCUGCGGCGGCGACGACGACGACGACGACGAAGCCGGUGCGACGGAAACGAUUCGGAGCGGGUCUCAUGACGACGUCGCUUGUGUAUAUAGCUGUUCAGAUCGCCCUUGUGUCUUUGAUUUCGUCCUACUACAAUUUUGGCCUGAAAAACGCCACCUCGCUAGCCGUCGAUUUUGUGUAUGAUUUUGAAACGACGCGAGAAUAUAUAGAUUGGAUAAAAAAUUCGUGGGAAGAAACGAAGGAGAGCAUGAAGAUUCCAUCGAGGAAAGCCGAGGAUUUGAAGGCGGUAGAAGCUGAAAUUCGUCUUGACGAUGGGAAACAGAUACUGACGCCCGAACAAUUGAUGUUCUUCGACGGCACACGCGAUUCCAAACCGGUGUAUUUGGCGAUUCUCGGACGCGUUUACAACGUGAACAAAGGCAAAAAGCAUUAUGGUCCCGGCGGAAGCUAUCAUUUUUUUGCGGGACGCGACGCGACGAGAGCCUUCGUCACCGGCGACUUCAGCGAACAGGGACUCGUCGAUAGCACCGACGAUUUGUCGCCGGAAGAUCUACUGGGCAUCCGCGAUUGGGUAUCGUUCUAUGAGAAGGACUACACGCUCGUCGGCGUCGUCACCGGCCGCUACUACGACGCCGACGGCAAACCGACGGUCGAGCUCGAAAGCGUUUUGGCGCGCAUCGAGAACGCCAACGAGUUCCGCAAACUGCAAGCCGCCGAGACGGAGGUGUUUCCGCCGUGCAACAGCGAAUGGCAUCAGAAGACGGGCGGUCGCGUCUGGUGUUCGACGAAAAGCGGCGGCGUCAAUCGCGAAUGGGCCGGUGUGCCGCGACGGCUGCGCGAUCCGUCGACGCGAACGCAGCGUUGCGCGUGCGUCAAAAAUUUCGGCACCGGAUUGUCGGGCGUCGACGCGGUGAAGAAGUCGACGAAUCGCGGCGAUCUCGAUCAUCCCCAUCUCAAGCAAUAUCCGAAUUGUUCGCCGACGGCCAAUAGCUGCAAGAUUAUCGAUGAUGAUUAA